Asterias rubens (European starfish) is the source of this 2424-nucleotide messenger RNA. RefSeq names its product alpha-1A adrenergic receptor-like. The record is from RefSeq and is a predicted model, not a curated record. Gene Ontology annotation, cellular component: dendrite; membrane. The transcript has a single exon. Lineage: Eukaryota; Metazoa; Echinodermata; Asteroidea; Forcipulatida; Asteriidae. Gene Ontology annotation, biological process: chemical synaptic transmission; G protein-coupled receptor signaling pathway, coupled to cyclic nucleotide second messenger. Gene Ontology annotation, molecular function: G protein-coupled serotonin receptor activity; neurotransmitter receptor activity. Bases 14 to 1036 code for a protein of 340 amino acids.
AGUUAGUUACAAGAUGAACACCACCGACGUGUUUGACGGCAUGAAUUACACCAACUCCUCAACUGGGGAGGUAGACUUGGAUAUUGGGAAACGAGUUGUUGAAGGCAUAGCCUUUACAAUCAUCACCCUUUUGAUUCUAACUGGCAACUGCCUGUGUCUGCUCGUGUUAAGGACCGCAAAGGACAUGAACGAAGUUACCCGAAUCCUACUUAUAUCACUCACAGCGGCCGAUCUCCUCAUGGGUACCCUUGUCAGCGCGCCGAUUCUCGGCACUGUCAUCACCAAUGGCUGGCCUUACGGGUACGUAUUCUGUGCCAUAUCAGCGUCCGGUAAUCAAAUCUGUGCAACUACCUCGUUGUUCUCCCUCCUCCUUAUCAACUUUGAGCGGUAUGUUUGCAUCUCACGACCCCUGAGGUACCCGUUGUUUGUGACGGUCCAUCGUGCCCGUAUCGCGGUCCUCUGCGUAUGGGGUCUUGGGCUAUUCCUCGGACUAUCAAACUGUUUUCUCCCGGGAAGGAUUGCUAAUUAUCAUGAGUACCUCCAUUCCUGUUUCUUCGACCCCAUGUCAGGAGAUCCAGACGUCAUGGGAACAGUUUGUGUGAUUCUGUUUGUCUUUGCACCAUUUCCAGUUCUAAUCCUCAUGUAUGUUAGAAUCUACAUGAUCGCCCGUAGACACGCCAAGUUUAUUGGCUCUCAGGCGGCGGUGUCUGCCCAACGGUCCAGUCCCCAAAGAGACGGUCGUCCAAGCAUGGACCAAGGGAGGAUAAGAAAGUUCUUUCCUGAGCUCAAAGCAGCGACAACUUUCGGAAUCAUAACCUUUACUUACGCUUUGGCUUGGAUGCCUUUCUUCGCCAUAGUCAUUUAUGAGAACCUGACAUUAACCAAGGCUGCCAGGUAUAUAACUGUAACAACAGCGUGUGCCUCACUGUCGAACAGCUGGCUUAACGUGAUUGUGUAUUACGUCCGCAAUCGAGUAUUCCGUUCAGCUGCUAAGAAACUGAUAUCUGGGUGUAAACAGGUGGAUGUUGUAUUCUAAAACUAUCCUGAUAUUGUUUUCGUGACUUUAUAAUGAAGGUACUUAUAAUUGUAAUAACAUUGAUGCCAAACCAUCACACUUGGCAUAGAUUAUUAAUUAGGGUUGGAUAACAUGGACGGUUUAUCGAUCUUGAGCUUAUCAAACAAUCUCCAAACGCCAGCUUGAAACGAAAACGGCAACAAUUAGUCUUUCCUGAAACUUAUUUUAAAAGGUUUCAAUCAAAAAUGAAAUUGAGUUCAUCUUCAGAGUAAACAGGUUUUAACUGCAGAAAAACAGCUUUCAGAAACAGUCGCGAAAAGUUUUGACUCGGGUGACGCCAUUUUUGGGAGCUUUGUUCUUUUUUAAAGCCGCUUUUUCAAAACCUUAAGGUAAGGGCUUAGUUUUCUGACGAAUGAUAAUAACGAGAAAGUGUAAGAAAAACCUCAAUCUUACAUAAUUAAACGCUUGGCAGACGUCUCAUUCAAAUUAAGGCGGUAACCUUUGACUAAGCCAGUCACGGCACCAGCCUUUCAGCUUAACAUUAAGAUCCAAUGUUCAUUUUAUUAUUCAUGUUGACAAUGACAAUUAAACAUACAAUUUAAUCAAAUAACAGUGAGUAUAUUAGCUUUGGGUUUACCCGUUUACACUGUUGUAUGUUAGCACUGUAUACUCAGUACUUACCCGAGUUCUGUGAAAACAAUCACAGGCAUAUGACUCGGGUGGGAUUCAAACCCACGACCUUUGCAAUGUUAGAGCAGUGUCAUACUUAGGAGGAUAUGGAUGCCACGUGAUUAAAUUUUAUAAAUGUAAAUUUAAAUUUCAACAUUUUAAAUUUCUUACUAGCAAAAUGGCCAACAAUGACAACACCAUUACUUCAUAUAAAGUGGAGUUAUCCAUUAUGCUAAAUCCGAAUAAUAUAAUAGUCACAGUUCAUUUAGAACUUGAUGGCUUAUCAUAUAAUUGUGUUCAUGUUGUGUUGGAAGCGCUGUUUGCUGUUGUCUAAAAACUGUAUUAAUUGUAUUCCAUAAUGUAACAACAGUUGUAAAGCUGAAAACAAAAAAUCAAAUCGUGAGUUUGUUACACCAGUAAAUGGUCCUUUAUACGUCAUUUAUAACCAUUGACCGUUGUGGGCUUAUUGUAUUCAAGACAACGGCAUAAAUAUUUAUGAAAGAUUUUUAUAUUCCGCGUUACCUCAGGAUAUGUGGUUCACUAAGAUCCCAAGGGCAGUUGUGAUUGAAAUAAUAUGUACAUGGCUAAUGGUGGUACAAGGCUGUGAACGUUAGUCAUAAAAGCUAAAAGGUUCUACGUAGGAAGUCUCAGGAAGUCGUACUGGAAGUCGCAUAUAGGAAGUGAACCAGUUAAUAAAAGUUUAAUAAACUAAACGGACGCGUUGUUUUUGAACUAAUUUG